Molecule: messenger RNA, 731 nt
Organism: Microtus ochrogaster (prairie vole)
Lineage: Eukaryota; Metazoa; Chordata; Mammalia; Rodentia; Cricetidae
Gene: Mcee
Product: methylmalonyl-CoA epimerase
Biological process (GO): L-methylmalonyl-CoA metabolic process
Cellular component (GO): mitochondrion
Molecular function (GO): methylmalonyl-CoA epimerase activity
Source: RefSeq, a predicted model, not a curated record
UGCCCGCUUUCCCUGUUCACUCUGCCCUACUAGGACGCUGUGCAAGCGCCUUGCUUCACAAAAUGAGGCGCAUAGUGAAGGCCGCCGCGUUGGCUGCGAGCACUACAGGGCUUUUCUCCAGAGUCCAAACUCCAGUUGCUUCAGGGAGAAGUCUUUCCAUGUCACAGUCCCUGCAGCAAGUGUCAGGUCCUGUGUGGAACCUGGGUCGGCUCAACCAUGUGGCCAUAGCAGUGCCAGAUUUGGGAAAGGCCUCGUCAUUUUAUAGGGAUGUUCUGGGGGCCCAGGUAAGCGAGGCGGUCCCUCUUCCAGAACAUGGAGUAUCUGUUGUUUUUGUCAGCCUGGGAAACACCAAGAUGGAGCUGCUCCACCCACUGGGGAGUGACAGUCCAAUCACGGGCUUUCUGCAGAAGAACAAGGCUGGAGGAAUGCAUCACGUCUGCAUCGAGGUGGACAAUAUAAAUGCAGCUGUGACGGAUUUGAAGAAAAAGAAGAUUCGUAGUCUGAGUGAUGAAGUAAAAAUAGGUGCACAUGGGAAACCUGUGAUUUUCCUCCACCCCAAAGACUGUGGCGGGGUCCUUGUAGAACUGGAGCAAGCGUGAUCUGUAAUUGGCAGACACUUAAUUGGCUUGAACAACUCUUAUCAAUACUAUCAGAUGUAUUAUGUUACUGCUUCCUCUACUUAAAACGUCAAAUUAAUUACAGAAAGAUUAAAAUAUAUGUACACAUAUAUA